UAAAUAAAUAAAAUAAAUAAGAUCUCAUAGCCGCUCCCCACCUUGAGUCUUACUCACCGGAAAAGAAAAGACCUCAUCCAUCCAUAUCCAUUCAUCCCAGCUGGGCAUCCACCUGGGCAUCCACUGGGAUUGAUUCACGAACCUUACUACUCUUACCACCCUUACCACAUUUCACCACCUUUACCACCUUUUACCACCUUACCACCUCUUCACGAGCCAAUUCCCGAUACCCAAAUCAGCCCAACCGAAGCAAGCCCCUCCAAGUAGCUCGUCAUCCCAUCUUUUCACUUCUAUUACCUUCAUUCACCAUCACUGACGGGGUAUACAAAACCUGUCCAUCUUCCAGCCUCGUCCUUUUUCUUCCUUCGAAUUUCGAGUUUUUCUUACUUUUUGCUUUCUUCGCUCUCAUAUCUACCAACAGUUACACCAUUUACUGCGUAGAUACCAAACUGGUUCCAUCGUUAACAAACGAGAUUGUAUUUUGGAAAUCACUAAACAUUGCACCAUUUCAAACAGAACCAGCAAGAAGAAUAUCAAUAAAUCACUACAACAAAUAUGUCGAGACACGGCGCACCAUCACGCGUGUCGGAAUAUGAUGAGCGUGAGACUUAUUAUCGAGGAGCAGCCCCUCCUCCAGCUCAAGUUCGAGUAAGAGAGCGUGAUCAUGAAGAGUCUAUUGACUUCAGUACCAGAAGAGGUCCAGAAAGACCUCGAAGACGUUCAUUGGAUUUCUUACGAGAUGAUUAUGCACGAUCAGAGCCAGGCCAAAUGGUUGUAAGAGAAAGAGAAACAGAAACAUUUAAUGACAGACCGCUUGUGCGAAGACCACGAUCACCUUCUCCCCCACGUUUUCGUGAGAGAAUUGUAAGAAGUGAAGUUGGAAGACGGGAGCCGUCUCCACCAUCCGAGAGAGUCCGAACACGAAUUGUUGAGAGAGAAAAGGAAACUCAAAGAUCUCCAUCACCCCCACCACAACUUCGCGCCCGAGUGAUCGAGACAAGGCAAAGAUUUAGGGAACGAUCCCCAUCACCACCAGCACCUUCUCCAGUUCGCAUUCGUGAGAGAGUCAUUGAGCGAGAGCGAGAGAGAGAAAGAGAAAGAUCACCUUCCCCGCCACCACCCCAAGUGGAGAGAAUUCAUACCCGAAUUGUUGAAAGAGAGAGAGAGAACCAUCCCCAACCCCAUCUCCCCCACCUACCCCACCGCCCGAGAUCAUUCGAGCACCACCCAUUCACCGAGAAAUUAUUACACAUCAUCGCCACAUUGAUCAUGGUAAGUCUGCCUCUAAAUUCUCACCAUAAUUAUCGUAAAUCAAAUACUAAUCAAUAAAAAAGGUUUCGAAAGAGCUCCCGCACCAAGCCCGCCCCCACCUCCUCGUCGUGCUCACACCCCCGCACCACCAAAAACCGAGAAGACCGAAAUUGACAUUUAUCGCUCCGGCAACAGCACCGAAGUCGAUAUUACGAAAACAAAGACUACUACUCGCGAACAGGCAAAGUCACCUCCCCCACGAAGAGAAUAUUAUGAUGAUUCCAUAUUAUUCGAACAAGAGCGUGAUAAGUUACGUGUCCGAGACACUCGCAUAGAUCUUAGCAGAAGAAGAAGUUUGAGUGCUCGCCCUGAGAAGAAGUUGGAUCUCGACAUUCGAGAUGAAGAUGAGGCCGAUUUCUACGCCCAUAAAGUUCAAGAAAGAGCCGUUAUCGGUGAAGCAUUUAAUGGUGCUACGAAAGAUUGGACAAUCGUUGAUGUUCCUCCUGGAACUGAGAGGAUCACACUAGAUGGUGUUGGAGGUGCAAGCCAAGAAAUCACUUGGCAGAGAUACAAUGGUGUACGACGAAGCAAGUUCAAUCCUGAGCGUGAACGCAAGGCAGACGAAGCCGAGCGUAUCGAGAAAAAAAUCGAGUUCCGCGAACGUGAGAGAGAGGGUCCUGAUCGCACUACUGAGCGUAUCGAGAUCCGUGAGCGUCAAAGUGGUGCCCCAUCACCACGAGAAUCUUCAACUACCGUUGAUAUCGAAAUCUCAAGCAAUCGUAAACCACGAAGCCAUGCUAGUGGUCCAAUAUACGAGAGAGAAUAUGAACGUAUCGAAGAAAGCUCUGAUCGUCAAGUUGGCUUCCCAUUACCUCGUGGUCCACCAAAGAGCAGAAUGGGUGAUUUAUGGACUGAAAUCACCAAGGACUUGGUAGCUAAAGAAGCUAUCGAGGAACUUGGUUAUGAUUAUGAAGAAACAGAAUUCUUCUACUACAUUCUUCAAUAUCUCCGAUACGUAAGUUCCAUCUCUUUGUUCCUACAUUCCUUGAAAAGUAUACUAACAACCUUAUAGCAAGAUGUCGAAGAACUCGUCGCCCUUUCGGAAACCGUCCGUCGCGAACGUCAAGAUCGUAUCCGUGAAAUCGAACGUGAACGUGUUCGUAUUGAACGUCGCGAGAAAGAACGCGAUGAUUGGGAGCGUGUAGAGAGAAGAAGAGAGAGAGACAGCGGAUAUGAUGAUGAGCGAAUCAUCGAAAGAGAAAUCAUAUGGGAUGAUUCUAGAAGACGUGAACGACCUAGCAGACGUUGGUAAUUCUUUUCCUAUUUCUAGGGUUAAAUUAUCAAUUUAAGUUGCGUCGAGAACCAAGAUGCUCGCACAGCAGUUGCAGGCGAAUAAAGAGAAAGGAGGAAACGACAAAUCUUCUGCUCCACUUACUCUACGAAAUUGAUGAAAUGAGUCAACGAAACGAACGACCACCGAAAGACAAAAUACGACGUUACGGCUGCCAAAUAAUGACCUUGCACUUGCACCAGCAUCACUCAUCUCAUAUAGCGCUGUUAUCUUUCAUUGCUGAUUAUUUUUCAUUUUCGAAAUUUUGCUUCGAAUUUUUUUGUUUUUUCUUGGACGGCUUCGAAGUUUCUGUCCUGGGAGAUUUUUUUAUCUUACUUCGAUUCAUCAUCACACUCGUAUUUACAUUCAACCACAUAUCCGUUACCUCUCCUCCGAGCCGUCCACUCGUAAGGAAGGUAUAUGUUUAUGUUUGUGAACUACCAGAUAGAGAAAUAAGAUAACAUCGCCGUAGGGACGAAGAAAAUGGAUUGAUGGAAGGAAAGAUGGGAUCAGUUAUUUUAUUCGUGUUUUUCUUUUUUCUUUUCCUUUUUUAUGAUUUUUUCAUCAUUUUCCUUUGGUUGCGUUUGCGUGUUUUUCAUUGAUUGUAUUGCUCUUUUAUG
Sclerotinia trifoliorum is the source of this 3201-nucleotide messenger RNA. Lineage: Eukaryota; Fungi; Ascomycota; Leotiomycetes; Helotiales; Sclerotiniaceae. The record is from the annotation of a GenBank genome assembly.